AAUCCCUCAUUUCUCCUGGAGCUCGGUGGCAGCAGUGCGCGAACUUUCCAGUAUGCAUGUUCACAAGCUGGGAGCUGUUCUCUUUAAACCAGCGGGACUCGCGCAACUUUCUGACUGAACUGCACUCGUUCUUUUUUUCCUGUAAACUCUGGGAGGGAGUUUAACUCUUAUUUGAACAUAUUUUGAUGUCAUUGUCACAGCACCCGAGCGAUUAAAGUUGUCUGAGGUGAGGGAGGGGAGAGACUUCCCCUGUGCAGAAAAUAACUUGUGUAAAAUGUGAGGUGUGUGUGUUGCUUGCUUCAGUCAACGUGAGACCACUGGACAGUUGUCUUCACUUUGCUGACUAAAGUGAUCACGGACAUGAUGUCUUUCAAAGUCCAAUGCAUCUUAGUUUUCUUCACUUUGCACAUGCAAGAGGGAUUAUCAAGGGAUUAUGAAGCACACCUUGGCACAAAUAUUCAUUUACAGAGAAUAAAACGUCAGAGCAAACCGACAAAGCCAGUGCUGAAGGUGACAGACUACCAUGUGAAGUGUUCAGUGGUGUCCCGCUAUGCUGUCACUACAGUCCAGAGCUCAGUGUGGAACCAGCUCUCCAUCAUUAAGGAGGCUGCCUUCGAGGUGGACCUGCCCUCCUCUGCUUUCAUCUCCAACUUCACCAUCACCUCCAAUGGCAAGGUGUAUGUGGCCCAGGUGAAGGAAAGAGCUGCUGCCAGGAAAAUUUACGACGCUGCUAAGAAGCAAGGAAAAACAGCCGGACUUGUCGCUACAAAAGAGCGGGAAAUUGAGAAGUUUCGUGUGGCAGUGAGUGUGCCAUCAGGAGCUCGGAUGUCCUUCUGCCUGUCCUACGAGGAGCUGCUACCUCGUCGACUGGGCCGCUACGAGCUCAGUUUAGGUCUGAGGCCGGGACAGCUUGUGCAGAACCUCACGUUAGAUGUUGAUGUAACAGAAAGGACAGGCAUUAGUUUUAUUAAAGUUCUUCCUCUCAAGACAAGCCGACUGCUGUCCAACACUGCUCAAGGAGAUACAGAGGCUCCUUCUUCCACUCGUGUUGAGAGGAGUGCUGGCUGUGCUCGUGUUAACUACAGUCCGACUCUACAGCAGCAGAACAGUAUUUCCCCCAAGGGUCUUAAUGCAGACUUCAUUAUUCAGUAUGACGUGGACCUCAGAGACCUUAUGGGUGACGUCCAGGUGUAUGAUGGCUACUUUGUGCAUUACUUUGCACCCAGAGGCCUUCCUGUGGUUCCUAAGGAUGUUAUAUUUGUCAUUGAUGUCAGUGGCUCAAUGAUAGGCACCAAGAUAAAGCAGACCAAACAGGCCAUGAGCACCAUUCUUGGGGACCUUAGAGAAGGAGACCACUUCAACAUCAUCACCUUCUCAGACAAGGUUCACACUUGGAAGAAAGGUCGAACAGUGCGAGCAACUCGGCAGAAUGUACGAGAUGCCAAAGAGUUUGUGAAGAGGAUUAUCGCAGAAGGAUGGACCAAUAUCAAUGCAGCUCUGCUUUCGGCUGCCCAACUUGUCAACCCUCCAUCCUCUGGAUCUUCCAGCCACCUCUCAUCCCAUCGUGUCCCUCUGGUAAUUUUCCUUACUGAUGGGGAAGCAACCAUUGGAGUAACAUCUGGUGACACCAUCCUCAGCAACGCCAAGAGGGCUUUGGGCUCAGCCUCUCUGUUUGGCCUUGCAUUUGGAGAUGAUGCAGACUUCCUUCUUCUGAAACGCCUGGCGCUGGAUAACCGAGGUGUAGCCAGGAUGGUGUACGAGGACGCAGAUGCAGCCUUGCAGCUGAAGGGCUUCUAUGAUGAAGUAGCCAGCCCUUUGCUGUCAGACAUACAGCUGUCUUACUUGGAUGAUCAGGCGUUUGACAUCACUCGCUCCCUGUUCCCCAACUACUUUCAAGGCUCUGAGUUGGUUGUGGCUGGCAGGGUUAAAGCAGGGGUCAAAGAUUUAAAGGUGUCAGUUUCAGCUACUGAUUCAAAACAGCGCAUGAAGGUGGAGAAUGAUGUGCUCAUUUCCCAUGCAAAGGGUAAUGGGAGUGCAGAUUCACUAAACUGUUCCGGAGGUUUAGAAGGGAUCUCCAGCUUUGUGCAUCGUCUCUGGGCAUAUUUCACCAUCAAAGAGCUGCUGCUGGCCAAACUGAAUGCUACAGAUCCUGCAACUCAAAGGCUACUGGCAGACAAAGCUACCAACCUCUCUCUCAAAUACAACUUUGUAACACCAGUCACUUCUUUAGUUGUUGUUAAGCCAGAUGCAGAUGAAGCAGCUCCAACUCCAACCACGGCUAAACCCACUACUGCUGUGACAAUAACCACAACAGCAACGACUACAGCUAUCACCAAAAUAUCAGCUGCAGGUGCUGCAAAGAAGCCAAGCUCACCAUCUAACCCCAGGCCUAGCAAAACAAAGCCAGACCGGCCUCAGCCACCUCCAAAUACCCUCCAACCUAAAAAACCCUCAUCGCCAACUUCCACAGCAAAAACUGUGCUUUCACCAUCGAAAAAAUCUACUACAACCUCAAGUCCCAACUCAACCAAAACUGGCCCAGCACCAAUCUCUGGUAAAAAGCCCACUCCUUCCCACAAUGAUUCCAAAACUGCCUCUCCUCCUCCAGCUGGAAAAAUAUCCACUUCUCUGCUUAAUGUUCUGAAAACGGCUUCCCCCCCUGCACCUGGAAAAGUCUCCACACCCAUACCCAACACCAUGAAAACAACAAUCACCACAAUGCCAACAUUCACCACUAGCACCUCACAGCCACUCAGCUCCAUCAGAACUGAGUCUGUUACAUUUACCCAGCAGCCCAGUACGGUGAGGUCAGCUCCUCCUCCUGUCAAAGUGACUGAUUCGUCCACAGAGGCAGACAACAGAACCACAUCUGCUGCACAUGUUCAUCAUCCUGAAAUCACCACCUCCCCACCCGAGCUGCCGUCUGCGCUCACUUCUCCCACCCCAGCCCCAGCUCCAGCUGUGGAGGGCAACAACACAAACUCAGAUGUCGAAACAGACCAGAGCAUCGCCACCCUAGUGUCUGCUACCUUUGCUCCUAUGCCUGGGGUAACAGAUGGGCCACGACUGUGGGAGGCAGCGGGCCUUCUGGAUGUCUCUACUUCCAUUCAGAUUCAGAGAAAAGAUAUUGAUCUUGUGAAAGACUACGAUGCAACCUAUGACUAUGACUAUGACCUCAGCUAUGAUGCCUGGGAUGAUAAUGCAGACACUGAGUCAUUUGGUGUGCUUGGGAGUGAGGAGGACUGUCCUUUAGUUGAAUGUCUUGUGCUUUUAGAACCUCCAUCCAGACUGAGCACCGUCAGGGUCUUCUCCUCUUCAGUUGAUGGAGAUCCUCAUUUUGUGGUUCAGCUACCAAAGCUGCAUCAGAACCUGUGUUUCACAGUAGACGGCAGGGCUAAUGACGUUCUCAGGCUGUUGGAAGAGCCAGAAAGAGGGAUCAUUGUGGACGGCCGCCUAACAGGGGCUCCCUCCAAGCACGGCGUUGAAGACCGCUCACGAACCUACUUUGACCAGCUCACCAUCUCCACAGCCACAGGCAUCUCUGGAGACAUCAUGAUAACGCUGUCAUUGGACGCAGUCGUGGUGGAGGGUGAAGGACGGGAUGCCAUUCCCAUCAAUCAGCAGGGAUCGGUGACGAGGCAGGGCGUCACGGUUACCGUUGACAACCAUCGGAGCUGCUGGAUCGAGCUGGCCAAAGGUGUUCGGUUUCUGGUCCUGUUCCACCACUAUAAACAUCCCAGCUACCUGCAGAUGGCUCACCUGGGAUUUUAUGUCACAGAUGGACGGGGGCUUUCUGACUCAACCCAAGGCCUACUGGGCCAGUUUCAGCAUGCUGACAUGAGUGUGUCAGUGGUGAAGGACCAUCUGGAUGGAGGAGCUCACCGCGCAAACAAGGAAGACAUUUUAGCCAGAGGGAUCCUAAAGUGGGGAUCAGAGCACAUGCCGGUCACCUUGCAAGACAAGACACUGAAGGACUCUGUGCGAAAACGCCACCUAGGCAAGUGUUGGGUGGUGCCCAAGGCAGAGGUACAGAGACUUCUGGGUCAUUCAUAUGAGAGCUAUGUGGUGAAUCAUGCGUAACUCUAGCUGAGUCAGCUCCACCUUGUUGUCUCUCUGCUGCACGGCUCAGGUCACAGCAGUUAUCAUGGCUUUCAGACAAAGGACGAACCAAAACUGGGACCCAACCGGGCUAAAAUGACACAUCGCCACAGUUGCUGAAUGAGAUUCUGUAGGGAACACAGGUGUGGUUACAAAAGAGGGUGUGACAGAUUAGAGACUGCAGCGAGACAGAAAGAUGGAUAUGAAGGAAUAAUGAUGUGUGGUUGUACGAAUAUAGUGAAGGACUGAAUGGUGCCUCUGUGCCUUCUCUAUCACUGAAUUUGAACUGGAUUCAAGCUCUGUGUUGUGUAUCUAUGACAGAGAUGCAAUGUUCUCCCGGUUGCAUAGCAACUACAAAAUGUUCAUUUGUGCUGCAGCAGUUUGCGCUUGCUCCAAAAUGUCUUGCACGCUAACUCUGUUCACAAGUUAUCGGAUUCUUCUUAUAUUCCAUCAUGGGGUGAUUAUUAGUCAAAGCCUUCUCUUUCCGAAUCAUUUGUAAUUAAUAAAAACUGUAUCAUUUUGUAAGGUGUAUUUUUUAGUACAGUGUAUAUAAAAUUUUAUUGUAUGUAUGUAUAGAUAAUCUUCCCACAUAGUGUUACUCACCUGGGAAAUCAUGAUUACAUCUUCAAACAGAAACACAAAUCCAGGUUUGCCAUGUGCUUUUUAUUUUUCUAUCAUUUCAUUCAUAGUUUAAUUCAUUUUAUUUGUUACACAAGACAUUAGGCAUUGUUCACAUACUAGUGAUCAAACAAGGACAGUAAGUUUUCUACUACUCAGCCUGAACUAUUUCUUUUGUCAAUUUCAAGGGAUAUUGUCAAUAGUGGUUUUCAAAGGCCAUACUGGAUGGAAAUUAAAACAGUACAACCACA
Messenger RNA from Amphiprion ocellaris (clown anemonefish), 4967 nucleotides. RefSeq names its product inter-alpha-trypsin inhibitor heavy chain family member 6 (gene itih6). Gene Ontology annotation, biological process: hyaluronan metabolic process. Bases 361 to 4080 code for a protein of 1239 amino acids. Gene Ontology annotation, molecular function: serine-type endopeptidase inhibitor activity. The record is from RefSeq and is a predicted model, not a curated record. Lineage: Eukaryota; Metazoa; Chordata; Actinopteri; Pomacentridae. The transcript has 17 exons.